This is a messenger RNA of Elaeis guineensis (African oil palm), 1787 nucleotides long. Its product is annotated as carotenoid cleavage dioxygenase 8 homolog B, chloroplastic. The record is from RefSeq and is a predicted model, not a curated record. Gene Ontology annotation, molecular function: carotenoid dioxygenase activity. NCBI's taxonomy places the organism in Eukaryota, Viridiplantae, Streptophyta, Magnoliopsida, Arecales, Arecaceae. Gene Ontology annotation, cellular component: chloroplast. Gene Ontology annotation, biological process: carotene catabolic process.
CUUUACGCUUCUACAUCGAUCCCUUUUGGUACAGCAGGGCACCACCCAAGUCUCCAUGGCUGCUGCUUUAUUCUCUCCUGCUCUUCAAGCCACUGCUAUCUUCCCUUCCACCUGGUAUGAGUCGAAGAGGUCCAGUCCAUCAAAACUUGCUGGUUCGAUCCUUUCGAAGGGCCGACGGAAAGAUUUAGAAUCCCUUAGGGUGAGCGUCGCAACCGAGCCACGAGUCACUGUCCCAUGGCAGUCGGUCGAGACCGAAGGUGAUGGUGAUGGGAAGCUCGCGGCGUGGACCAGCAUCCGGCAGGAGCGGUGGGAAGGGGAGCUGGUGGUAGAGGGAGAGAUCCCACUUUGGCUGAACGGUACGUACAUAAGGAAUGGGCCCGGACUCUGGAACAUAGAAGACUACAACUUCCGCCACCUCUUCGAUGGCUACGCCACCAUCGUCCGCCUCCACUUCGACCACGGUCGGCUCUUCUUCGGUCACCGCCAAAUCCAGUCGGAGGCAUACAAAGCUGCCAUGAAGAACAAGCGCGUAUGCUACCGCGAAUUCUCCGAAGUCCCGAGACCCGACAGCUUCCUCUCCUACGUUGGCGAGCUCGCCAGCCUCUUCUCCGGCGCCUCCCUCACCGACAACGCCAACACCGGGGUCAUCAAGCUCGCCGACGGCCGGGUCGUCUGCCUCACCGAGACCAUCAAGGGCUCCAUCCAGAUCGAUCCCCACACGCUCGAGACCAUCGGGAAGUUCGAGUACACCGACGACUUGGGAGGUUUGAUCCACUCGGCGCAUCCCAUCGUGACCGAGACGGAGUUCUUGACUCUGCUGCCCGACCUCGUGAGGCCUGGGUACACGGUGGCGAGGAUGGAGCCGGGGACCAACGAGAGGAAGGUCAUCGGCAGGGUGAACUGCCGGGGAGGCCCGGCGCCGGGGUGGGUGCACUCUUUUCCGGUGACGGAGCACUACGUAGUGGUGCCGGAGAUGCCGCUGAGGUACUGCGCCCAAAAUCUUCUCAGGGCCGAGCCCACACCGCUGUACAAGUUCGAGUGGCACCCAGAAUCCGGAAGCUACGUGCAUGUCAUGUGUAAAGCUAGUGGAAAAGUUGUGGCAAGUGUGGAGGUGCCGCACUACGUUACGUUCCAUUUCAUCAAUGCAUAUGAGGAGAGGGAUGAGGAGGGUAGGGUCACGUCCAUCAUUGCCGACUGCUGCGAGCACAACGCCGACACCACCAUUCUUGACAAGCUUCGCCUGCAGAAUUUGAGGUCAUUCUCUGGUCAAGACGUCCUGCCGGAUGCUAGGGUGGGCCGUUUUCGGAUACCUUUGGAUGGGAGCCCAGUAGGGGAGCUGGAGGCAGCACUGGACCCAGAUGAGCACGGAAGGGGGAUGGACAUGUGCAGCAUCAACCAGGCUUAUCUGGGCAAGAAGUAUAGAUACGCCUAUGCCUGUGGUGCCCAAAGGCCGUGCAACUUUCCCAACACCCUCACAAAGAUCGAUUUGGUGAAGAAGAAGGCCAAGAACUGGCAUGAUGAGGGUGGAGUGCCUUCAGAGCCCUUUUUUGUAGCCAGACCUGGAGCUACUGUGGAGGAUGAUGGUGUGGCAAUAUCAAUGGUCAGUGCUAAAAAUGGGGAAGGUUAUGCACUGGUCCUCGAUGGAUCCACCUUCGAGGAAAUCGCACGUGCCAAAUUCCCAUAUGGACUUCCUUAUGGACUGCAUGGGUGUUGGAUUCCAAAGAAUGCCUCAUAAUGUGGUGUCACCAAAGCAUCUACGUAGACGAUGGUUCAUAGGGGGGUGUUAG